AUGAUUACAUUUUUCUCUAAUAUACCAGUAUUUAAAGAUGAAAAAAGUUUAGAUAUACCAACAUUUUUACAUUUAUCUACAAUGAUUUGUGAAUUUUUCGGUUUAUGGGAUUCAAGAUUCAUUCUCCUAAAAAAUGAUGUGGAUGGGAAUAUUAAAAAAGUGUCACGUGCAUCUAACAAUCUACAUGUGAAUACAUUAUAUGAAUUAUUGGCCAAUGAGACUAAUCGUGAUGACUCAUCCGGAUCAGUUGGUUUAUUAUGGUUAAAGCGCACAUUGCAAUUUGUUAUUCGUUUACUGCUUCAUCUUGCUAAAUCAAAAAGUACUGAAUCAAUGCGUGAUAUUAUUAUAAAAGCUUAUGAUGAAACACUGAUAAGGCAUCAUAAUAAACUAAUGAAUUAUGCAUUUCGUUUUGUUCUACGUGCUGUUCCCAAACGAUCAGUAUUUAUCAAGAAAAUGGCAUUAGAACAAGAUGAUUGUGAAUUACUUCUAAGUCUAUUGGCGGGAGCGGCCUUACGGAAUACGCUUUUCAGUAGUGGAGCUAUGAGCGAUGAGGUUGGGGCUCUUGUUUUCGAUUUUGGGUCGUUUUCUCUAAGGGGUGGUUUCGCCGGAGAAGACAACCCUAAGGUUGAUAUACCAUCUACUCUUGGUAUUAUUGGGAAUGAAGAAGGUCUACCAGCUAAGCGGGUUGCAGGUCACAAUAUUCUGGUUCCUCGCAAGGGAACAGACCUUCAAUCAUUUCUGAAAGAUGGGCUAAUUGAUGAUUGGGAUGCUUUUGAGGAUGUGAUGAGCUACAUGCUAAGUUAUUUAACACCUGAAGAAGCGAGCCAUCACCCUAUACUCUUUUCCGAACCCUCAUGGAAUACAAAGUCCAAACGAGAAAAAACUGCCGAAAUAUUGUUUGAAAAGUUCAAAGUUCCAGCAUUUUACAUAGCCAAAAAUGCUGCUCUCACCUGUUUUGCAAAUGGUCGGCACACAGGUUUGGUUCUAGACUGUGGAGCCAUACACACAUCUGCUGUUCCUGUGUACGACGGUUUGGUUUUAACACAAGAGCUUAUCCGUUCCCCAUUGGCUGGUGAUUUUAUCGUCCAGCAAGCACAGAGGUUACUUCUGGAUGAACUAAAAAUGGAAAUUGUCCCGUAUUAUCGCGUAGCGUCCAAGGAACCUGUUAAUGAGCGUGAACCGGCAAAAUGGAAGGAACGACCAAAUCUCCCACCUGUCUCUUCAUCAUAUGAAAACUAUAUGUUGAAAUGUCUAAUCCAAGAUUUCGUGGCAUCUGUUCUACAAGUCUCUGAAGAUCGAUAUGAUCAAAGUCAAGCGGAUACUUUUCCAAUGGUCGGUUAUGAAUUCCCGAAUGGAUUCAAUUUUGAAUUGGGUCAUGAACGCUUUCAAAUCCCUGAAGCGUUGUUUGACCCAUCAAUCCUACUAGAAGCUGGCGGCAGUUCAAUGUUGUCAAUGAGUCACAUUGUAGCUAGUAGUAUUAGUUUAUGUGACAUUGAUAUUCGACCUAGCUUAUACAGUAAUGUCAUUGUUGUUGGUGGAAAUAGUUUAAUCACUGGAUUCACCGAACGUUUACAACGUGAUUUGAAUAUUAAAACACCACCGAGUAUGCGAUUAAGUUGGAUUGGCGGUUCCAUCCUAGGUUCUUUGGGUACAUUCCAACAAAUGUGGAUAUCCAGUCAAGAGUAUAAUGAAUUAGGCAAAGGAUGUGUGGAUAAAAAAUGUGCGUAA
Messenger RNA from Heterobilharzia americana, 1728 nucleotides. The record is from the annotation of a GenBank genome assembly. Lineage: Eukaryota; Metazoa; Platyhelminthes; Trematoda; Strigeidida; Schistosomatidae.